AUGCAACGGCAGCUGCUCUUUUUGGGAUUUUUGUUGGCCACUCUAGUGAAAUUUAGCCAGGCCGAGUGCAAUAUCUGUUCCUCUGAGAGCAAUGUAGCCUGCGUGUCCAAAAAUAAGUACCAAAACUGCUCGGCAAACGCUAUUCCUACAGGUACCGUGUAUACAUGUCCGAAUAAUACAUUUUGUACGGGAUUGCCAGAGAAAUGCACUUCCAACGAGGCUGUUGCAUCCUGCAAUGAGUGCAGAAAGUGUGAUGGAAUUAUACCAUUCGCCUGUACUAGUCCAACAACUUUUGCACUUUGCAAUGCUGUGAAUGAAAUUGCAAGCACCGAAUAUCCCUGUUCGACUGGAGAGGUGUGUCUAUCCCAAAUUGGCAAUCCUUGUGUGGCCUCACCAAACGGCACAAGUGCCUCGUGUUCCUACUACGCCUUAAUAGAUGAUUUGUGUAUCCAAAAGAGCUCCACGGGUCGCUUUCCUUAUCCCAAUGAUUUAAGUUGCCUUAAAUAUGUGCACUGUUUCCGCAAGGGCUCCACCUGGUCCGGAAAUUCCUGGCAGUGUCCUUCAAGUAAACCCUUCUUCAGUGCCAGCACUUCUACUUGUGUAGCGACUAAACCGGCAACAUGUGCCUAGUUCAUUGUUAUAAAAGAAAUCGUGUAAUAAAUAUAUAUUUGUAAACUGCUUUUUAUCA
Molecule: messenger RNA, 688 nt
Organism: Drosophila mauritiana
Lineage: Eukaryota; Metazoa; Arthropoda; Insecta; Diptera; Drosophilidae
Exons: 2
Coding region: 1-630 (209 amino acids)
Cellular component (GO): extracellular region
Molecular function (GO): chitin binding
Source: RefSeq, a predicted model, not a curated record